Triticum urartu is the source of this 705-nucleotide messenger RNA. The record is from RefSeq and is a predicted model, not a curated record. NCBI's taxonomy places the organism in Eukaryota, Viridiplantae, Streptophyta, Magnoliopsida, Poales, Poaceae.
CACUCCACCAGCAUCAAAUCCUGCCCAACAAAUGUCUUCGUCAUUCUCUUCGAGCUCAAGGUGUGCUUCUUCAUCCCAGAGGCGUUGGGCCUCCCCAAGAAGGUCGCCGGUGAGAUACAGGGUGGGUCCACUGGACUAUGAACCUACGAUGCCAUGCUGGUGCAAGGAGAAACCCAAGGCUGCCAUGUGGAUCUCCUGGAGCGACGAUAACCCUGGGAGAAGAUACAAGACAUGCGCCAAGUCGCGGAUGGGAGGUUGUGAAAUGUACGAGUGGCAUGACGAUCCCAUUGAGGAACCGUUCCUCAAACAACUCAUCAUUGAUCUCUGCGACAGGGUGCGUCAGUUAGAGAGGAUCAGCUCAGAGUUGCGUGAUGCAGCAAGUUCAGUGCCACAACACCAAACUCCCCAGCUAGAAGUUGCUCCUGCUCCUACAGAUAAUUUAGCUCUGAAUCAAGGAUCUGGCUACAUGAAGGCAUUUGCAAUGUUCGUGCUGCUGGCAGCAUUCUGUUACAAGUUAGGAGCAACAAUCUUGUAACUGCAUCCACAAGUAGGUGUAAGCCUUGUGUUCUAGAUGUGAUAAUUGUAACCCUAGCAGAUGUAGUAGAGCAGUUGACAUUGCUUGUCUCCUAAGAUGUUUAUCUUGUACCUCUAAUAUGUAUGAACUUCUAAUAUAUUUCAUACUAGUUGCAUAUGAACUUCUGCUUC